Strongyloides ratti is the source of this 432-nucleotide messenger RNA. RefSeq names its product 40S ribosomal protein S23. Gene Ontology annotation, biological process: translation. Gene Ontology annotation, molecular function: structural constituent of ribosome. Gene Ontology annotation, cellular component: ribosome; cytosolic small ribosomal subunit. The coding region runs from base 1 to 432 and encodes 143 amino acids. The transcript is spliced from 2 exons. The record is from RefSeq and is a predicted model, not a curated record. NCBI's taxonomy places the organism in Eukaryota, Metazoa, Nematoda, Chromadorea, Rhabditida, Strongyloididae.
AUGGGAAAAGCCAAGGGUAUCUGUACUGCUCGUAAGCUCCGUAAUCACCGUCGUGAACAAAGAUGGAUGGACAAACGUUUCAAGAAAGCUCAUAUUGGAACACGCUGGAAGUCCGAUCCAUUUGGAGGAGCUUGUAUGGCUAAAGGAAUUGUUGUUGAAAAAAUUGGAGUCGAAGCUAAACAACCUAAUUCUGCUAUUCGUAAGUGUGUCCGUGUACAACUUAUCAAAAACUCCAAGAAAAUAACUGCAUUCGUUCCAAAUGAUGGUUGCUUAAAUUUCAUUGAAGAAAAUGACGAAGUUCUUGUAUCUGGUUUUGGUCGUUCUGGACACGCUGUCGGAGAUAUUCCCGGAGUUCGUUUCAAGAUUGUCAAAGUUGCCAAUGUCUCUCUUCAUGCUUUGUUCACUGGAAAGAAAGAAAGACCACGUUCAUAA